GAAGCGCAGUCAACAAAAACAAAGUCAUUGGAAUUGCAGCCGUAACAACAACAAGCGCCAUUUCUUAAACAAUUGCUGAAUUUACCCACAAAAACCACCUGCUGACGUCAGAGCCAAUUGAAUACCUUUUAUACACCUCAGUUUUGUUGGCUGGCGAGGAUCUGCACGAAGAAGUCCUUGUCCAGGAUUCCGCACCAGAUGAGUUUGGGAAACCAGCCUUCAGAAUGCGGUGUUGAAGUAGCAAAACAUUUGCAGCUGUGUGCGCUGGCGUUCUCCUGCGAUCGCCGCAUUCAGUUUGGUCUCAUCGCUCCGAGCGCACACAACGUCGCCCGAUGCCCGAGGAGCUGCUGACCAGCCGGAGCAGACUCUUCGACGUGCCUGUUGGGAGCCAACAACACUAUCUGUGAUUCUCCAUGGCCGGAAUGGAGGUGAAGGAGAAGGAGGAGCAGCUGCUGCUGGAUACCCUGAUCGGACUGUGGAGUCAGUAUCUCCAGGCCUCGGAGCUCGAAGACGCGAGUGUCAAGGACCACUGGCUCUGGCUGCUGCUGUAUAACUUGCAGUUUCUGGAUGAUAAGAACUUGCAAGAUGCCUGGCUAAAUAGCCACUUUAAUCUGAUGCCCGAGGAGCUCUGUUCCUAUUUGCUGGAGCAGGUCUAUCAAAUCAUCAGCGAGGCGAAGAGAUCUCAGGAAAGCAGUCCGACGCAUGAGCCGGAGCAGCAGGAUAAGUGCAUCAAGCAGCUGCGCAAGCAGCAUAAUCUAGCCCAGCUAAUACUCAGCACUCCCAGUGAUUGCAAUAAGAUUCUCGCUCUGCGGACAUUCCUCACCGAUAAACUGGGCCAUCAUCUACUAGCUUUUCUGCUGCGCGUGGAUAUCAAGCUCAUUGCAUCCCAGAAGAGUCUGUGCCACCUGUGCAUUAACCUGUUUCCCAACUGCAAGUGGAGUGCAUCCAACGAGCAGCUGAUUCCCAUGACCAGCAUUGCCCAAUUCAUCGGAAGUUUCUACCUCAAUUCGCAAAGCAAAAAGCUGAGACGCCAGCAGCAAUCAAAAAGUCAAUUACCCAAUCACAUAUCCAAUCCAAUCAAAUCGAGUUUUGAAGACUUCAAAGGGACGACAAGGAGCAGUGACGAACUGGCCCUGCUGCUCAUCCUAUUGCUCACCAGAUGCGUGGAUGCAGAGCAGGAAUCCCAGCUGAGCGUUACGGUCCAUAACUUUGCACUGGGGCACUUGUGUUCCAGUUCGGAGCAGGAUGCACCGGGGGAUAACGAUGAGAUCAUUAAGUUUGAACUGCUCCAAUUGAUAGCACACUGUGUAAACAACUUUUACGUGCUAGAGCAACAGCAGCCGAAUGUCCAUGACUUCAACAGCAACUUUGGGCAGCUCCUCUAUGCACUGACCGCCAAUCGGAGGAGUCCCCUUCUGGCUCAUGGAGUAUUGUACAUAAUGUUUGGCACCCUCCACAACCUGGUGGAUAAUGGCGUGCGGGAGUUGAACCAGAUCGAUGUGAGGAACUUUGAUGACUGCUUCGAGGUCUUGCAAGAGGCGGCCAAAUCGACCAACUUCUCGACCGCCAUAUUCCUGCAUAUAUACAAAAUGCUGCUACGCCUGACGGACAACCUCUCGAGCCAGGAGCAGCACCUGCAGAGUCUCAUGGAGAGCAGUGCAUCCACCGCGAUGCCCAAGCAACAGCAACAUCCGCGGCACAAAAGACAAAGGAGCAGUCAGCUGCAUUGCCUGGGAGCCACUUCCCUUAGCUGCUACUUCCAGGGAAAACUGUAUCAUUUGCUGCCCAGCCUGGAGGCAGAGCUGCAGGAGCAUAGCGUGAGGAGUCUGCUCCGAACCGGAAGCUGUUGCUGCCACUACAACGUCAGGAACUACGCCACGUGCCUGCAACUAGCCACUCAACUUUCCAGCAGCUAUCAGAAGUGUGCCUACAAAUUCCUCCACUACAAUGUGCUGCACACUAUAUUUGUAAAGCGGAAUCCCCAGGGAUGCCCGGGUUGCGAGGAUAAGCUGAAGUCGCCUGUAUUUCACAUGGAUCUACUGAACAUCUACAAGGAUAACUACAAGGCCCUGCUGAACACACCUGCAAUGCUGCUCUUUCUCAAGCACCUAAAACAUAUCGCCUAUCUGCUGCCCUAUGACUUAGCCUCUGGAAUCCUGGCGGAGGUGGCCUUGCCCAUUUUUAGGCUGUACAAGGAACUGAUUGAAAGUGGCGAAAGCAAGAGAAAGAUUAGCAAGGUCACUCCCCUACAGUUGCCCAGCAAGUUGGAGAACUACAGAGCUCUUCACGAAUGCCUGAGUAUCUUCGUCAUGUACCUGAGUGAUAUCCGCCUGGUCAAAGCUUUCUACAACGAGGAGAACAUCCGCUAUAUGCAGGAUCUUCUGAUCAUACCCGAACUGCAGCGGGGAGUAUGUGAUCUCAUCAAGGUGGGCAUUGAUAACAUAGCUUUUCUGGGCGAGAACAGCCGGGAGCAGAUCACUCUGAGCAGGAGACUCAUCCAGCUGCAGCUGAACAGUAGUGACAGGGCAUCCCAGCUCUUCCAGGCUCUGCUGCACAAGUGCUCCAAGCACUCCCGCGCCAAAUUCUGGCUGGAUGAGAGCUCCAAUCCUGCCAAGCUCGAGGGUCACAAACCCGCGGACAUACUCUACAUAACCGCCCUGCAAUGGACCCUGAACUUUGAGCUCUUGAAGACCAGUCAGUUGUUCUACAAUGAGUUUGCCAAAAUCUACUCAAUACCCGUGGAAAUGCUGGACGACGAGGAUGAGGGUGAGGUGGAGACGCCAACGAGCGAGCUGCUCCCAGGGGAGAAGAAGCUGCGGCAUGGGGACAAAAACAUCUUUGACAUCUUGAGGCUGAACUACAACGCGCUGGGCUGUUUCCUCAUGCUGCCAAAAGCCACAAUGGGGCCAACCACAUCCUCCACCGCAACCACGCCCACAGCCGGCAUUUGCGGCUCAAGUUCAUUGGAAACCCUAAUCGCGCAGCUGCCACUCGGUGGCUCCACUUCAGUCUCGGUCACAACGGCUGCCAGUUCAGACUACGCGGACUCGACAUUGGAUUACGCAUCUGUGAUUGGUAACUACGAUAGCUACUCGCGGGACAUGGCCACCCCCUCGUUCCUGCAGCAACUCCUCGCCUGCGAACCGGAUGAGAGUACGGUGCUCUUCGACAUCCGUGGCAGUCAGUCCAGCAACUCCCUCAUCCUGCCAAACGAGGAGGAAGGGGCAACAGCCGAUGGCAUCAUCAACAAGCUCUUCAGCAUUGUGGGAUCCCUGGUUGGCGGCAGUCCAGGAAGCGGCGGAAGUGCCAACUCCCCGACACGUGCUAAUAUUGAUGCGGAUUUCUUCUGCUUAUACGAACCCAACGGCGAAUGCAAGAAACUCUUGCUCAAACUCUUCGAGGCGACCAUGGCCAUCUGCAUCAAGGGUUUCCAAAACGAAGAAGUGGAGAAGAUGCAGAAGCACCUGCGCAAGCUGAGAGCCAUCAUUUUGAGCCAUGCCACGGACAACUGGUCGGAGCACGGGGAACAGCAUGCCCGGGACAAUGCGGUCAUCCAGACGCUGCAGACCCUGCUCAAAAUCGCCGAGCUAUCGAGCACUCACCAGGAGCCGACGGGCGUGGUCAACAGCCCCUCCGGCGAUUCCCAGCAGCCACGACCACGUGCCAGAUCCUUCAACAGCGGCAGCGUGGAGCUGCCCAGAUUGCAGACUGUUAAACUGCCGGCCAAGAACUCCCUGGCCACGCCGCCCACGCCGCGGCGGAGACCCAAUUCCAGCGAGGCGAAUGCUGGCGUGGAUGCGGAUUACUUCUCCACCCGGGCCUCAUUGAGCUGUGCCGCCGACAGUGAACUGGAACUGAGCGAGAACGAGCACGAGUUUUACCUCACCGCCGACGAGGGUUACGAGGCAGAUGGCGAAAUCGCUGACCUCAGUGAAUCCGAGUGCGAGCUCAAUGGGGGCGUCUUGGCAGCCAACGAAUCGACGUGGACCCCGUUUCAGCCAUCCUCCCGCUAUCGAAGCCACAUCAUGCACCAGGGUCUCAGUCAGCUGGUGGUGCAAAUGCUAGCGGAACUAUCCCUGCUCUGCAUCAAGCAGCCAAACGGAUGGACAGAGAGUCUAACCCAACUGGCGAACCGGUUGUUCGUCAUCAGGGACUACCUUGGAGGUCCUCUAUGCUUGCUUAAGGGAUUCGCGCCGAUUCUGAGCUGCAGCGAUCCAAGAUUGAGGGAGUUACAGCAAUCGGUCCUAGAGUUGGUUACCCAUCUGAACACACCAGAGGUGCUGCAGUGCUACUACUCUAUCCUGGCCUCCAGACAACCCCCCGUGGAUCUGUUAAUGCGGCACAUGCACCACAUUUCCUCCGGAUCGCUGCGAAAGGCUCAGCCAUGUAUGGAGCUAGACUUUCCCAUCACCACUGAUGGCAAGAUAGUAGUCACCUCGGAGCCAUUGGUCAGCGAGCAGAUAGAGGGGGUGCGCCUGCACCACCAGCAAUGUCAGACGAGCACGCUAUUUACUCGGGCUGCCUGCAUUUUUCCGGUGACCCAGACGCGUAUUUGGCAACCGGAUGGCUUGACCCUAUCACUGUGGCUGGAAUUGAGAGGGCAGCAGAUGCAUCGCAGCUCCAUGCAAUUUAACGACGAUGAAACACGCUACUCUGGAGAGGAUCUAACAAAACUCCACCUGCUUUCUUUGGGAACUAACCAAGCCAUGGUCAGUAUAUACAUCAGCCACAACAUGCAGCUUAUCUUCGAGCUGGUCAAACCGAACGAACAACUAGCUCCAGUUCGUGUGGAGGAGCAAAUAGAAGCCAAUGCAGAUACGGCAUCCGUAAUCUCGGCCAACACUCAGGCGGCCAAUGGAGGAACCAUUCGACAGGCUCUCAAACAAACCAAGCUAGCGCUGCUCAACAGCUUCGGCCAGAUGCAUCUGCUCAAUGGGCACCAAGCCGCGGCGGAUUCAACAGGUGGCUAUUUUGAGGGCUCGGCCGUACAGCUCCAGCAUUUGCGAUUGCCACGCCACAAGUGGAUGCAUUUGGUAUUUGGUCUGCAGCAGCAAGCAGAUUCCGUGGAGAUCAGCAUAUUCCUUGAUGGGGUGGAGCAACACACCAUGCGGUUGCCUUUCCGGAAUCUCCGCCAGCUUACCCGAGUGCACAGCUUUCAGUUGUUGGCUCUGGGUGAAGGACAGCCGACCAGGAGUCCCGGAAGCAGCUCCUCCUCGCGAUCCACCCUGGAUGGUUCGACCCCUCGGUAUGCCCUCUCGAACGUGAUCCUUUUCAAGCGCCGCCUAGUGGAUCCCUUGCUGAUGAUGAAUCUCACGGCCAUGGGGCCGGACUUCACCGAAUUCACACAGUGCCAAGUGGCAAAUUGGAAGCCAAACUAUGGCUUCGUGAGCCUGGGCAAGCUGUCGUCCUCGAAUUUCGGUAACCACCUGGACUGCAUGCGUCAGUUGAGACAGGCUAGAGUCCUCGUGUACACCGCCCAGCAGCCGGAUCUGGUGAUGAGCUACGAUGCUAGCCAGGAACUGGACAUGGCCUGCUAUGGACAGCCCCACGGACACAUGCUGUACGGGGAACUGCAGCAGCACCAACCGCAGACCCUCCAGUCGGCCACGUCCCUCAGCGGUGGACUCUCCACGCUGCUGUAUCUGUUCGCCAGGAUUGUUGAGCUCACUGGCAAUGCAAGUACCCAGGCCUUGGCUCUGGAUCUGCUGUUGCAGGUGGCGCAUUCGGAUGCUCAGCUGUACACAGAGUUCCAACGACAGGAUUACCUGUCUUUAAUCGGCUACGUCAUAAAGUCGGAGAAGUGUUCAAAGGAUGUCCAGUUGCUCCGGAGCAUUGUGAACAAUGCCUGUUCCCAGGUGCUGAUCACCAGGAAGGGGGAUUCCAUUAAUGUAAAUGACAACACCAUGGCCACUCUGGUAUAUCCCCGCCUGAUGCUGACCGUGCUACAGCGCUACUCCGACUGGCACCGAUCCGGAGCAACCCACUCCGAUGUCCUGGACAUGCUUUUCCGCUGCAUUCUGGCUCUCACCAGGGAUAAGCAUCCGCAAAGGGACUUCAACAUGGAGCAACUUCAGAAGUGCGGUUUGCUUGGAGCACUCCUCAAUCUCUGCAAGGUCUAUGUGAUAGAGUCACCCAGUCCGGUUCAGAUUUCACCCUAUGCCGCCGAGUGCUUUGUCCAAAUACUGGCCGUGUUUUCAGGAUCGCCGCCUGACUCCUCCAUGCUGGAUGAGAUCAUGAAACUUCUCUUGCUGCUUCACAAGCCCAGUGAUUGUUAUGUGACCCACGAUCGCACGCACUUCUACUUCCUCCUAACGGCUCAACAGCCGGCAAAGGAACGCUCCCUGGUGGCAGCCAAUUUGAGCAGGGUGACCACAUCGCUGCGACGGCAGUUGCAUCCUCAACCGCAGGAAUUGGAUCCCGAGCGAGCGGAAAGGAUUAAGAAACUGCGACGACUUCAUGCCAGCACGUCUGGUUACAGAAAAGCUGUCAACGAGUUCGAGGAGCAGCUGGACCAGAUGGCCGACUGCUCAAACCUCAACAAGUCCGCCUUGAGACUGCUGAGUCCCGUGGAGGCCACUCGAUGGCGCCUGAAGUUCAAGCGACGCCAUCCCACCAGUGCCAACAGUCCGAAGAGGAGCCCGCUGAAGAUCGCUCGAAGGCGCAUCCACCCGCAUCUGCAUCUCGGCAAGAUCUGGCAGCCAUCGGGUCACAGCACUCCCAGCUCGGGUCAGUCAUCACUGCCGAAUAGGAAGACAGACUUUUAUGAUCAGCUGGGGAUCAUCCGACUGCAGCAGCGCCUCCUCAUCCUGCUAAAGGAUUUCCUUUGCCUUCUGCCGGAUUCAUCGGUGGAUGUGGUCACUCGACACUACGUGAAACUGGAACUGCUUUUGGUUCUGGCCAACCAGCGCAGCUGCGCCGUGCGCCAGGCCAUCAUUCAGUUGGUGGACGUGCUGACAAAGCGUCUGCCUACUGGGGAACUCAACGCCGCUACCAAGUUGAUGUAUCCGCUGCAUCUGGCCAAUCAGUUGACCAUCCACGGAUGUGAUGUAGGCAUGUUUGAGGCCUGUCUAGCCUGGAUCAACGGGAUGCACUGCAGCCUGACGGAUAUUCAAAGCUGCGAGGCACCUCUAAGGAUUCGCCAGCGCUUUGGACUCCAAUCCCUGCUGGCUAUCGCGGAAGGAACCGAGCCCCAGUGGGUAUUCAAGGCGCUCUUACGUCUGUAUCUGCAGAAUCCUGAUGAUCAGACAUGUCUGAUUGAAGCAGGACUACUGCAGUGCUCGGUGAAGGCCCUUUACAAGAUCUACUCCUUACGUGUGGGUCAAUCCAAUGCCGAUGAGUCCGUUGUGGAACUACUGGCCAGUAUUGGAGAGCGGGCAAUUCGUUCUGUUGGCCAGAUAAAUCUCGUUUGGGACAUUCUCAACUUGCUAUCCUUUUACCAGGACAAGCAACCACAGUUGAUUAUGCGCAGUUUCCGAACUGCCCAGGCUCAACUUCAACUGGAGUGGCUCACCAAGUUCUUUGAGCCCAACAGUUUCCGGGUUGCAGUGACCAACGAUUCCUCCCUAAGUCACUCGGAGCUGCGGACCCGAGUAGAGCUGCUCAUAGAUCGCUGCACUCAGUUCUUCACCGUAGGCGUGGGCCAGACCACCGGACCAAACUAUGUGGCCAGUUCCCAGGAGUUGGCUCUCUUCCAGCUGCUCGUUUCCUAUGGGAUCUCGAGCAAUCAGCGAUGCAACAACUUUAUAGCCUGGGGGCUUCAACCUUCGCGUCCACGCGAUCUGCGCUCCUACAUUGUGGAUGCCCUGUGGCGAUCCCAACAGGAUGAGUUCCAGCGGGCUAUUAUCUGUGAUGCUAAGAUGAUCAAGGCGCUACUCUGGCUCUCCCUGCUGGAGGACAUGCCGGAGCCCAUUGAAAACCUGCAGCCUCUUUGUGAUGCCUUGGGAAUCAAGGAGAAUGACUCCUCAUGGAAUCUCGUCCAUGAGCUAGAUCGCCUAGAUCAGAAUCGUAAUAAUAUGGCGGCCAAGCAAAAGACUCUGCUGGAAAAGACCGUGUACAGGUUUGAGCCAUUGGUCCAGCAAUGCGUGGAGUCCUCAAUGGUGACCACUAGAAAGGUAGCAGAACUGCAGAAUGCUGAGCGCAAGGCUCUGAUGUGUCACAUGAAAGUCUACGAUGAUACCUAUACCUACACCAAAUGGCUGGAAAUCAUUCGUCGCAUGACCCACGAAGGUGCUCCUUGGCACUCUGCUGAAAGAGCUGAAUGCUCUUGGGAGCUGGACGAUACCGAGGGACCCUCUCGAGUGCACACUCGUCUGCGUCGCUGCCACCUGGACAUCGAUCGGCGCUUCUUCAUGAACGAGUACAGGCCGGGACAAGGACAUCGUGAGGAUCUAGAGCCAUAUGUGCGUCCACUGGAUUACCUGAUAGCCAGCUAUGAUCAACAACUGAACAUAUCGCUGAACUCCCAAAUCCUGUACAACUUUGCGGCCAAAUUUCUGCCCGUGGACGGGGAGAUCGAGGGCGAGAUCAUCAUCACCGAUCUGAAGCUCUACUUCCUGGCCACCUACCGGUGUCGGUACUUCAACGUAAACUGUGAUAUCGCCAACAUAACCGAGAUCUGGCUGAAGCGAUACCAACACCAGGAGACGGCGUUCGAGAUUCUACUCGACACCAACAAGUCGCUGUUCUUCUCGCUGCAGAAUGCCGACGACUGGAAGAUUAUGCGCGAGGUAUUCUGUGAUAAAAUCGUAGCCACGCCCGACCAGUCCAAGGUACUUGCCAUCACCCAGCAGUGGCGCGAGGGUCUUCUGACCAACUGGGAGUACCUAAUGACCCUCAACCAGAUCUCGGGCCGUACUUACAACGAUCUCAUGCAGUACCCAGUGUUUCCCUGGGUGCUGGCCAACUACAACUCGGAGGUUUUGGACCUGCGAGAGGGACACAACUUUAGGCGACUUGGACGACCCAUUGCCGUGCAGGUGGAGGAGAACGAGAAGCACUACAUCAGCAACUAUACAUACAUUGACAGUACCAACACCACUAUGGGCUCGCUGAUCCUUAAGCCCUAUCACUACAGCUCCCAUUACUCGAAUUCCGGCACUGUGCUGCACUUCCUGGUACGGGUUCCUCCGUUUACCAGCUACUUUCUGCGUUACCAGGACAACGACUUUGAUUUACCGGAUCGCACGUUCCAUGCCCUGAACACCACUUGGUUGUUGGCUAGCCGGGAUAGUCCCACGGAUGUGAAGGAGCUCAUUCCGGAAUUCUUCUGCCUGCCCGAGAUGUUUGAAAACUUCGAACGCUUUAAAUUCGGCUGCCGACAAAAUGGGGAGCGUGUGGAGGAUGUCUCACUACCACCAUGGAGUCAGCGGGACUCCCGGCUAUUUGUCCUUAUCCACCGCCAGGCAUUGGAGUCGGAACUGGUACGGAAUCAGAUUCAUAACUGGAUAGACCUGAUCUUCGGCUAUAAACAGAGCGGGGAAAGUGCCGUGGAGGCCAUCAAUGUGUUUCACCCAGCAACUUACGCCGUAUUUCUGGACUCCGAGAUCAGCGAUCCCAUCGAAAGGGAAGCAGUCAAGACAAUGGUGAAGACAUAUGGUCAGAUGCCCAGGCAGCUUUUUAAGUCGCCACAUCCGGCGUCCAGGCCGCUGGACUACUCACUGGUGGACAAACCCAUAGUGUCUACCGUACGCGGUCUGCGCUGGGGCGUCUAUGUGGGAUCGCCACAGCUGAAAGCUCCUUCAUGGGCAAACAUUCACAAGAUACCAGGCACCGAGCACCUGGUUAGCUUCUGCAACACCAAUGUGGUCUAUGCUCUUCCUGGAAGAGCAAGUGUGAUGCAGGGAGCUGAGCCGGAUACAUACAACGUAAUCUCCUGGGGCUAUGAUGAUCGCAUUGUGAGGAUCCAGCCACUCAACAAGCCGCAGGCCAAGCCAAAGAAUCUUCUACACAAUGGGACCUUUGACGACAUUACCGCCUGUGGAUGCGAUGUGAACUCGAAUCAACUUUGGUUUGGCCAUAAAUCUGGAAGGAUUAGUGUUUACAAGUGCACCGGAGGACUGGAUUCCCAGCAGCGAGCGUCGGCGAAGAGCCGGCAGAGCUAUGCCCGCGGAUUCAGCUUGUCUUACAACUCAGCCUUCCGGAAGAUGACUAACAAGGGAAUCGGCGGAGGUGGAUCGGAGCGAGUAGAUGAAGCAGGCAACCUGCAUCCAACCAGUUCGGCCUCCUCAGUUAACUCGUCCAGCACUUCCUCCGGCGGGGAUGCUUUCCAGCGGGACGGUGCCGAUCUUAAUUGGCUGGGACCCACGUUGCUGGUGCGGCACACCGACGAGAUUACCUGUAUUACCCUCUCCGUGGAGUUUAAGAUCGCGGUGACCGCGGGUCGCGAUGGCAUUGCCGUCAUAUGGGAUCUCAAUGACUGGAGCUAUGUACGCACGAUUGCCCGCCCGGCAGAGAUUCAUCAGUCUCCAAUAACACAUGUGGCCAUUAGUCCUACGCUGGGGGACAUUGUCACGGUACACACUUUGCCCCAAUCAUCCACCACCAGUACGGAUCCAAAGACCACGGCAGCUGCGACCAGACCUAAUUCGCUGAACGUGGCCGACGAAUGCUUUGAGGUAACGGAGGAGAACCUAGACGACUUCGUCAAUGUGAAUGUGAAUCCCAAUGGCAAGUCAAUUUUGAGGCUGCACUCAGUGAACGCGCGGUAUGUGCAGCACCUGGUGCACGAGGAUCGCAUCCUGGCCGUGUGCUACUCCUACAUCAAGGAAGGAGUUGGUGUCAAUGUGAUAGCCACUGCUGUGGAGGGAGGAUUCGUGCGCUUCUGGUCCAGCUGGAACCUGAGCUUUGUCAGUGAGCUGACCACGGGCACAUCGCCCAUUCGAAGCAUUUGCUACUCAACCCAUCAGCAUUUGGUGGUGCUAACGCGAGAGUCCCACAUCCAAGUCUGGGAAUCGGAGGGGCUCUAUGGAAAUGCCCCAAAAUUCCCUCAAAUCGUCUACAAAUAAGGUUAAUGGGAAAAUACUCAAUAACUCAACUCAAAGCAUAUCAAUGACAGACACAUAAACGAUCUAAGAAACAGCUGAAUCAAAGAAUAAAUCCUUCUAAAAGAUAUAAAAUACAACAUUCGCUGGCGACAGCCACAAAAUUAAUAUAUCACAAGAUUCCUAGGCUUAGGUCUCAUAGAGCUGUAAAAUACACCUUUUGUACCAAAACUUUAUAUUAUUAUUACAUUUAAAAUUUGCACCUUUGUUUUUCCCGUGCUGCAUACAAAUGCCACGCUGCCUUCAAUUGUUGAUAUUAUCAAAUAAACAAUCGUAUUUUGAAAAAACCAAA
Molecule: messenger RNA, 11331 nt
Organism: Drosophila mauritiana
Lineage: Eukaryota; Metazoa; Arthropoda; Insecta; Diptera; Drosophilidae
Gene: mv
Exons: 18
Coding region: 414-11003 (3529 amino acids)
Molecular function (GO): protein binding
Source: RefSeq, a predicted model, not a curated record